Molecule: messenger RNA, 1059 nt
Organism: Vigna angularis (adzuki bean)
Lineage: Eukaryota; Viridiplantae; Streptophyta; Magnoliopsida; Fabales; Fabaceae
Exons: 4
Coding region: 142-900 (252 amino acids)
Biological process (GO): protein histidyl modification to diphthamide; tRNA wobble uridine modification
Cellular component (GO): cytosol; nucleus
Molecular function (GO): metal ion binding
Source: RefSeq, a predicted model, not a curated record
CGCUUCUGAAACAAGUUUGUGAGAAAUUCACCAUUUCUCCCUGGAUUAGUUAGCCUUUUUCCAUGUCUUGGAAACACAGACACACCAACCCUCAUCUUUAACAUUCUUCAAUUCAAAACCUUCAAUUUCGAGAAAAAGAUCAUGCUUUUGAAGAUGGGGAUGGGUGAAGCUUUUGCCAUGUCCAAGAUAAGGAGGGAAGAUUUGGUGAAACGGGUAGUGAUCAUGGCUGUGAUGGCUAUGUUUGUUGUUGAUGCAGCUGAUACAAAUGAUGUCUAUAGUCCAUGCCUCGAUGCUAAAGUUCAGAAAGGAGAUGGUUUUACAUUUGGUAUUGCAUUUUCGGAUAGGCUAGUUUUCUCCCCGGAUAAUGGCCCACAGCUUUCACCUUGUGACAAACGCCUAGAGCUCACAAAUAAAGGAGCACAGGUUGCUGCUUUUAGGCCUAAGGUUGAUGAAAUCUCCCUACUUACCAUCAACAGAAGCACAUUAGACCCGGGAAGAAAUGGACACAUGGUUGCAUUUGCUGGGAAGAAAUAUGCAGCAAGGUCUCUGCCUAUUAUGUUUGCUGACCACAGUCACACAAUUACUAGUUUCACUUUGGUUCUUGAAUUUCAAGAGGGUACCCUUCAAAACUUGUAUUGGAAGAGUUUCGGUUGUGAUGCAUGUCCUAAGGGAAGUAGUUGCCUGAAUCAACAAGACUGUGCAGUGCCUAACACAGAGUGUCAAAAAGAUGGAGAGGAUAUCUGCAAUAUAGGCAUACAGUUGACAUUCUCAGGGACUGACAGGAAUCUGGAUGCUUUAAAUUCUUGGUAUGAAGUGAAAAAUCUACGCCAGUACUCCCUCUAUGGUCUAUUCUCUGAUCUUCGUGACUCCAUCAUUGGCCCAUAUGAAAAGUUAUUUUAAGUUUACAUAUUUCCAGCUUAUAUGUAAAGGAGGAUAUACCCAUUUAACUGUUCUUUGUGAGUUUAAAUUGCUUUGUCUUCACCCUUCACAUUCAUAAUCAAUCCCCACAACAGCCCACACUGGUAUAUCUUCAGAAAAUAUAUUGGGAUGUCAAAAGAA